AAAAAAAGAAAAGAAAAAGGAAGAAAACAAGGGAAAAAAAAAGAAAUAUAAGAGGGAGAGAAUCUGAGACAAGCCACUGUACAACAUUACGAAAGCGAAGAAACCAACAACCAGGCUAUAUCAUUGCUACGUUGUGUGGUGUAUAUAUCACGUAGAAAGAUAUUUCCUCUGUCUCUCUCUCUCUCUCUCUCUCUCUCUCUCUCAUUCCUUUCUAUCCGUUGUUAGAAGUUAAAAUUUAUCGAUAUCUCUGUCGUUCGGAGUUGUGAAGAAACGGACGAAUGGAUGGGGAUGGAUGAAUGGAUGUGAUCCGAUCGAGAUCGAGAUCGAGAUCGAGAUCGAAUCGAAACGAAUCGUCGACGAAGAAGCGACCAGGAACAAUAUAUACGAUGGAUUAAUUUUCUAAUUCUACUUAUGAGUUAGAAAAAUAUCAACGGUGGAAUUAGCCAAGGAGAGAGUCUACAUAUAACAACGUACUACACACGUAGAGAUAGACACAGAGCACAUACACGAGGCAGUACUACUCCGCGAUAAAUCAAGGCCGGAGUGAUGCGAUCAACGCGGGAAUGAAUCGAAGGUCGAAACCGAUGAGACCACUUCGACGGACGAAGUUGUUACCAAGCCGGACAAUGACGCUCCUCUUAUCGAUGUUGCUAAUGGCGUUUACGCUACCAGUCGCACGUUUAGAAUCAGCGAUUGGUUCGGUGAGCAACGGCGGGGGUUCGUUAUCGGGUGGUGGUUCGUCGUCUUCGUCAUCGGCAGUAUCUUCUUCGGGAUCUUCCUCGUCCUCGUCGUCCUCGUCGAUCGGGGUAGUUUCCGGAGGGAGUUCGGUAUCCGGAGGUAUACCUGGCGGUGUUGGGAACAGCGUGAUCGGUGGAAGUGGGAGUGGUGGGAAUAGCGGUGGUGGUGUUGGCGGGGGUGGUGGGGGUGGUGGUGGCGGUGGCGGAGGCGGCGGUGGGGGUGGUGGUCAUUCCGGACUUGGAAGCAGUAGUAGCGGAAAUUCGGGGAACGGAAAUGGCCGAUGCGAGGAGAUCACCAUACCGAUGUGCCGUGGUAUCGGUUACAACUUAACGGCCAUGCCAAACGAGCUGAAUCACGACACCCAAGACGAAGCUGGCUUGGAGGUUCAUCAAUUUUGGCCUUUAGUCGAGAUCAAGUGUUCCCCGGAUUUAAAGUUCUUCCUUUGCUCGAUGUAUACGCCGAUAUGCUUGCCCGAGUAUACCAAACCUCUGCCAGCAUGCAAGAGCGUUUGCGAAAGGGCUCGCGCCGGUUGCGCGCCUCUGAUGCAACAGUACGGCUUUUCUUGGCCGGAAAGAAUGGCCUGCGAGAGGUUACCGAAUUAUGGCGACCCGGAGAAUCUCUGUAUGGAUCAAAAUAAUCGUACGAACAACGGUGCCGGAUCGGGGGGAAGCGGGAACGGUGGUGGCUCGGCGAGCAACGCACCCAUGCAACCAGUAGCUACACCGACUAGACCAACAAGACCGUCCAAGACAAUGCAGCCGGCUCGUUGCAAGCCAGGAAAAAAUCAAAAAAACUGCCAGCACCCCCCGGGGGAAAGGGCGAGGGAUUGCAUGUGCAGAUGCAGGGCACCUCUCGUUCCUCUGGGGGUGGGAACAACGGGCACGGUGAUACCCGGCCAGAUAAGCGGAAGCAACAGCGGGGGAGCUGGACUGGCCGGCAUGGCCGCAAGUGGAGUCAUUCCGGCGCCACCUCAGGCGGACAACGUUCGGAACAUCAUUCAGGAUAUUGCAGGGGUACCGGAUUGCGCCCUACCGUGUCACGGGGCGUUUCUCACCCCCGAAGAGCGAGGGUUCGCGGCCGUGUGGCUGUGCCUGUGGAGCGGCCUAUGCGCCGCAAGCACUCUCACGACCGUCACCACGUUUCUGAUCGACACCCAGCGCUUCAAGUAUCCUGAGAGACCGAUAGUCUUCCUCUCGGCGUGUUACUUCGUCGUGUCGCUCGGUUAUCUCUCGAAGAACGUGAUAGGACACGAGGAGAUAGCCUGCGACGGGCCAGCGCUGAGAUCGGGAGCACAGGGACCGGGGGCUUGCGUGACCGUCUUCCUAAUGAUCUAUUUCUUCGGCAUGGCGUCCUCGGUUUGGUGGGUCAUACUGGCGUUCACGUGGUUCCUCGCGGCCGGUCUGAAAUGGGGGAACGAGGCGAUAGCCUCUUACUCCCAAUACUUCCAUCUGGCGGCAUGGUUAGCGCCGACGGUACAAACGGUCUGGGCGUACAUGGCAGGUGGAGUAGCGGGGGAUCCGGUGGCCGGAGUAUGCACGGUGGCCCCGGAAGGCGUGAGCACGUUCAUUCUGGCGCCGCUCUUCGUUUACCUCUUACUGGGAACGAGCUUCCUUUUGGCCGGCUUCGUCAGUCUCUUCAGAAUUCGGUCGGUGAUAAAACGACAGCCCGGAGCGAAAGCGGACAAGUUGGAGAAACUGAUGAUACGGAUAGGCGUGUUCAGCGUUCUGUAUACUCUUCCAGCCGGCGCGGUUCUAACCUGUCACAUCUACGAGUCCGUACUACGCGACGAGUGGCUCAGCUCCCUGGCCUGUCCAUGUCGGUCUCGAGCAAGGCCCCUCUACUCCGUCCUCAUGCUAAAGUACUUCAUGGCCCUCGCGGUCGGCAUAACGUCGGGCGUAUGGAUCUGGAGCGGCAAAACUCUCGACAGUUGGCGGCGUCUAUGGAGGCGUCUCUUCGGAGGCGGGAGUGGCGCAGGCGUUCACGGAGGCGGUGGCGCCGGUAUGGUAGCCGGCGUGACAGGCGUGAGCGGAGGAAUAGGAAGCGCCAGCAUGAAGGGCGUCGUAGGUCGUGUCGCCAUGCCGUAUCCAGCGGCACCGGGACCUGGUAGCGCGCUGUUACCACCAGGUAGCGUAGCCAGCGCUUCUCAACAUCAUCUCCAUCAUCACGUACUCAAGCAACCGCCUCUUUCGCACGUAUGACGUCACCAGUCGGCGGGAGGCGACAUGAGCACCGCCGGCUGCGAGCAGCCGCAGCAGCAACAAGCCCAGCAGCAGCAGCAGCAACAACAACAGCAACAACAGCAAUCGCAAUCGCAACAAUCGGUGCAGCAACAGGAGAGGCCUUCCGCCCUUAGCAACUACGGGCCCAUUUAGCCCUUCGCCUCGGCCUCGCGCAGGCACACGCCGCACACGCCGCAUACGGCACCGCACACGGCACCUCACACUCCGCAUUCGGCGGCUACGAUCUAUUCGAGAAGGUCCCUUGCUUCAACCACUGGACCUCUUACGCCUGCACACGGUCUUGCACCAUCUUAUUCGCAGGCGACCGAGGUUUGAGGAUCGUCGAGAUAACACCGAGUAUUGUAUAGGGACUUUUCGGUCUCUGUCAGCUUUACUACUCGGUGAUUAUACACUUUACACUGAUACAUACGAAACGCAUACACAUCUACAUACACUCAUACAUUAAAACAAACACGCACACACGUACAUAGGAUUUACCCGAUAUACGUAUUAGCCCGUACGUGUCUUCCCCGUGGAUUUGCUUCAGAGUUCACGCGUUCUUUCGUCACCUCGUUUUAAUAUUCGAGCGACGCCAAAAAUGAUCAGCGCGAAAGGACACGCUCUUUUCUAAUCCUCGGGCCGUUAAAGAGAAAGAGAGGGAGGGAGAGAGAGAGAGAGAGAGAGAGAGAGAGAGAGAGAGAGAGAGAGAGAGAGAGACAAGAAGAGAGUUAAAGAGAAAGAGAGGGGGGAGAGAGAGACAGAUAUAAGUAGAGAAUUCGACAAAGAGAAAGUUCGCGAUUUGUUGGUACCCUGUUAAGGUCCGAAACGCAUUUUUGAGGGUUGUUAUGAAUGAGAACAUGUGUGUGUGUGUGUGUGUGUGUGUGUUACGUAUGUAUGUAUCAAUGUAAAAUGAAUGUAAUAACGAAUGUUGUUUUAUCAUUCUCUUUCUCGUUCUCUCUUUUUCUUUCUUAUCUGUCUUUAUCUCAUGUUCUCUUUCUCUUUCUCUCUUUCUCUUUCCUUUCUCUCUCUUUCUCUUUUCUCUCUUGGAUAUCUCCAAUUUCCGGCUCUUUUCUUACUUUCUUAUUAUGCUACGUAGCGGAGCUCGUAAGGCUCGCAUGUCCGUCUAACGUGUAUCGUCUCGUCUAUUUAUCUAACUCUUAGCCGUAACGAUUAGGUGUAUAACGCGACUUUUUAGAGAAUGCGUACUGCUUUGGUAUCAUAGCCUGUUCCUAUCUUUUUCUGAUUGAAACGAAAGGAAAAGAAAGGAAAAAGAAGGAAAACGAAAAGCAUAAAGAAAUGAAUAUUCAGAAGAAAAGAACAGGUGUUAUGAAAUUCCUGAAAGUACGUCAAACUUUUGAGAACAGGCUAUGGCUGCCAUCGAAACACCGUAGGUUGGUACGAAGAAAUAAAAAAACAACAAAAAUAAUAAUAAUAAUAAUAAUAAUAAUAAUAAUAUUAAUAAUAAUAAUAAUAUUGAUAGUUAUAAUAAUAAUUAAUAAUAAUAAUAAUAAUAAUAAUAAUAAUAAUAAUAAUAAUAAUAAUAAUAAACACGAGUGUAUAGGUCAGGUGUUAAAGUAACAUAACGAAGCUACUUGUAAAUAAAUAAUUCAUAGAUGUUAGGUCGAGCACUGUAAAUAUAAAAAAAGCGAUCAUCAAAAAAAAAAGAAAGAAAAGAAAAGAAAAGAAAAGAAAACGAAGACGAACGAGAAUUGGAAUGAUUGAGAUAUAAAAUGAGGUGGGUGGGAGAGAGGGAGAGAGAAGAAGAGGGCUUGGAGGAGCACAUCGACCGACGUUCCAGAAAAAAGAAAAAAAAAAGACGAAUAAGAGUCGGAUAAAUAAAAAGAUGUAUCAACGAUGGGAAACGAUCGAAGGUGAAAAGAGUAGAAAAAAAAAGAAAACAAGAAAAUAGAAAAAAAAAGAAUGUUUCGAAAAAAUUUCGACCUUUUUCUCUCUCAUCGAUUGGAUGAAUACGAAUUGUUGUUUUUCUUACUCGUUUAUAAUCUAUUAUCUAUUAUUAUUACUUUAUAAAUCUUUAUCGAUCUUUUCUGAUUUUAUAUCGAUCAUGUGAGAGAUAUCGACCAGAAAUGAAAACAGAAAUGAAACAAAAAGAAACAAAAAAACGAACGACAAAGAAAGAGUUGAACAAUACACGUCGUAAUUCGAUAGUUUGCGUGUAACGUUCGAUGAAAAAAAGAAAAAAGAAGAAACAAAAAAAGAAUCUCUCUGCUCCUUUUCUCUCCUAGAGAGGGAGAGAGA
Vespula pensylvanica (western yellowjacket) is the source of this 5213-nucleotide messenger RNA. It is a transcript of the gene fz2, whose product is annotated as frizzled-2-like. Gene Ontology annotation, cellular component: plasma membrane. Gene Ontology annotation, biological process: non-canonical Wnt signaling pathway; canonical Wnt signaling pathway. The record is from RefSeq and is a predicted model, not a curated record. Gene Ontology annotation, molecular function: Wnt receptor activity; Wnt-protein binding. The transcript has 2 exons. NCBI's taxonomy places the organism in Eukaryota, Metazoa, Arthropoda, Insecta, Hymenoptera, Vespidae. Bases 564 to 2936 code for a protein of 790 amino acids.